GGCAGCAGACCGCCGCUUCGAUGCGAAGCCGAAAUUCCGCAUGAUUGAUGUAGUUGACAGACAUGGGCAUCUCGAAAGAGAACAUCACAUACCUCAAUCGCCAUGGCUACUUCGGCCGGGUACCAUUCACCGCCUCUAUGGAGGAGUUCGAUGUCGUCGAGCCCGCACGAAAAUUGUAGCCUGUGGACCUAUUCAAGUAUCUGUUCAUGGUAGAAGUGGUCGGGGCCGGCUUUGAUAAGCCCGCGAGCACUGGGUACUAUGCUCUGCGAUUUCCACGAGUAUUGAAAAUUCACGAGUACCGCUCACUUCAGGAUGCCGUCAGCUUUGAGGAGCUGCAGAAAAUGGCGCAAAGCUGCCUUAGGAUACCUGAAAAUGGAGGACAGGAGGAGCAACGUUGGUCUAGGAGGCUGCGUGGUUUUGAGACCAUGUUUGACAGGUCGAGGACUGCCUCUCCCAGCGACAGCGACGUGUCUGGCGCAGGUAUGUGCAGACAGUCUCGUCAACCGGCAAGAGAUUCUGGUGCCAGCAGAGUACAACUGUCUAAGCACGUAGUCCAUAUCCACUUUGAUUAAGGGGGAAGCCACCGAGCGGUCUCCCUCCUCCGUCGACCACCCAC
Molecule: messenger RNA, 616 nt
Organism: Emericellopsis atlantica
Lineage: Eukaryota; Fungi; Ascomycota; Sordariomycetes; Hypocreales; Bionectriaceae
Exons: 1
Coding region: 207-572 (121 amino acids)
Source: RefSeq, a predicted model, not a curated record